CAAAACAUUCUCAAUCUCAAGUUUCCAGAAACGAACACGGAAAACAGAGAGACAAAAAUCGGAAAUCAGAUUAAGGAAAGGCGAAAACGGGAAAUUGUAGAAGAUGGGGCUGAGUGACGAUCAGGUAUCAUCAAUGAAGGAAGCCUUCACCCUGUUCGACACGGAUGCUGACGGGAAGAUUGCGCCGUCCGAGCUCGGAAUCCUGAUGCGUUCUCUCGGUGGAAACCCUACCCAGGCUCAGCUGAAGAACAUAAUCGCCGAGGAGAGCCUCAAUGCGCCUUUCGAUUUCAAUCGAUUUCUUGACCUAAUGGCGAAGCAUUUGAAGCCUGAGCCCUUCGAUCGCCAGCUACGCGACGCGUUCAAGGUGCUUGAUAAGGAUGGUACUGGAUUUGUGGUCGUUUCGGAUCUCAGGCACAUUCUCACUAGCAUUGGGGAGAAAUUGGAGCCUGCAGAGUUUGAUGAGUGGAUCCGGGAGGUGGAUGUUGGAUCCGAUGGCAAGAUCCGGUAUGAGGAUUUCAUUGCGCGAAUGGUGGCCAAGUGAGAAGGUAACUCCAAUUCUGGUUGUGUGCAUCCAAUUGAAGCUUGGAAUUUCUUCCUUUAGAGUAGUCUUGUAUUUGGCGUGCUGAAGCGCACUUUUUCCUUCAUUUAUUCAGUGUCCUAGUUAUUGCCAGUGGUACACAAAUUGUGGCCUGAAUUUUAAUGUGUCCUAUGUUUGCUUUUGAACAUUUUGAACCCUUUGUGUUCUAUGAGAACUUAGGGGUAUGUGCUACGACAAUUUCUGCUAGCGUGGCUGAACCAGUGUGUAUAGCUGACUUGCACUGAAAUCUUGAUUACAGUGAUUCAUGUUUCUUGAUUGUUUUACUAUGGCAUUUGGAGUACU
Messenger RNA from Sesamum indicum (sesame), 880 nucleotides. RefSeq names its product putative calcium-binding protein CML13. Gene Ontology annotation, molecular function: calcium ion binding. NCBI's taxonomy places the organism in Eukaryota, Viridiplantae, Streptophyta, Magnoliopsida, Lamiales, Pedaliaceae. The record is from RefSeq and is a predicted model, not a curated record. Gene Ontology annotation, cellular component: myosin II complex.